CUCGUGAGUACAGCCUAACCUUCAUUUACAACACGGGGACGUGGCGGAGAGGCCGGUGGGAGAUGCUUGCUGCGCCGCCGCUGCUGCUGCUGCUGCUGCUGCAGUCGACGGCCGAGCUGUUCCACGCGCCCUCCCUGCUCGAGACCCUCUGCUGCCUGAGCAGGAGCCUGGGCACCGGCGGAGUUGUGCUGUACGGCGGCGCGCACCACCCAGGUGAGACAGGCGAGGUGAGUCUCCUGCGGGGCCUGGCGCUGCGGCGAGUGCCUGUGGCCUGGGCGCGCCUGGGCGCCGCGACGCCUGGGGGCGGGCACAGCUGGGGGCGGCGCCCGCUCGCCGUGCUGCUGGCGGCGGACCACGGCACCGCGGCCUGGCUGGACCAGGUGAGUCUCCUGCGAGGCCUGGCGCUGCGGCGAGUGCCUGUGGCCUGGGCGCGCCUGGGCGCCGCGACGCCUGGGGGCGGGCACAGCUGGGGGCGGCGCCCGCUCGCCGUGCUGCUGGCGGCGGACCACGGCACCGCGGCCUGGCUGGACCAGGUGAGUCUCCUGCGGGGCCUGGCGCUGCGGCGAGUGCCGGUGGCCUGGGCGCGCCUGGGCGCCGCGACGCCUGGGGGCGGGCACAGCUGGGGGCGGCGCCCGCUCGCCGUGCUGCUGGCGGCGGACCACGGCACCGCGGCCUGGCUCGACCAGGUGAGUCUCCUGCGGGGCCUGGCGCUGCGGCGAGUGCCUGUGGCCUGGGCGCGCCUGGGCGCCGCGACGCCUGGGGGCGGGCACAGCUGGGGGCGGCGCCCGCUCGCCGUGCUGCUGGCGGCGGAGCACGGCACCGCGGCCUGGCUGGACCAGGUGAGUCUCCUGCGAGGCCUGGCGCUGCGGCGAGUGCCUGUGGCCUGGGCGCGCCUGGGCGCCGCGACGCCUGGGGGCGGGCACAGAUUUCUCCAAUAAAUAAUAAAGGCAUUAUUUCAUUGCUUCAUUCCUAUAUGUAAU
This is a messenger RNA of Bacillus rossius redtenbacheri, 980 nucleotides long. RefSeq lists its product as uncharacterized. The transcript has 3 exons. NCBI's taxonomy places the organism in Eukaryota, Metazoa, Arthropoda, Insecta, Phasmatodea, Bacillidae. The record is from RefSeq and is a predicted model, not a curated record. The coding region runs from base 63 to 938 and encodes 291 amino acids.